Messenger RNA from Amphibalanus amphitrite, 1674 nucleotides. RefSeq lists its product as uncharacterized. The coding region runs from base 13 to 894 and encodes 293 amino acids. Lineage: Eukaryota; Metazoa; Arthropoda; Thecostraca; Balanomorpha; Balanidae. The transcript has a single exon. The record is from RefSeq and is a predicted model, not a curated record.
ACGACUUUGGAGAUGGUUCUGGCCGUCCUCCUGGUGGUUCUGACCGUCCUCCUGGUGGUUCUGACCGUCCUCCUGGUGGUUCUGACCGUCCUCCUGGUGGUUCUGGACGUGAUCCUCAGGGAGGACGUGGUUCUCAAGGAGGACGUGGUCCCCCGGGAGGACGUGGUUCUCAAGGAGGACGUGGUCCCCCGGGAGGACGUGGUCCCCCGGGAGGACGUGGUCCCCCGGGAGGACGUGGUUCUCAAGGAGGACGUGGUCCCCCGGGAGGACGUGGUUCUCAAGGAGGACGUGGUCCCCCGGGAGGACGUGGUUCUCAAGGAGGACGUGGUCCCCCGGGAGGACGUGGUUCUCAAGGAGGACGUGGUCCCCCGGGAGGACGUGGUUCUCAAGGAGGACGUGGUCCCCCGGGAGGACGUGGUUCUCAAGGAGGACGUGGUCCCCCGGGAGGACGUGGUUCUCAAGGAGGACGUGGUCCCCCGGGAGGACGUGGUUCUCAAGGAGGACGUGGUCCCCCGGGAGGACGUGGUGGUCAGGGCAGCGUUCCAGGAACUCCAGGAGGAAGAUCCAGGAACUCCCCAAGCGGAGCGGACAUUCUCAGUGUUUUGUCAGAGAGUUCCUCAGGUUCUCCGGAGACCUUGCUGCAAGCGCAAAUCCACUCUCAGAUGGAGGCAGGGAUCCAGGAAGGAAUUCAACCCGGAAUCCAGUCAGAGGUUGAACCUGGGAUCCAGGAAGGAAUUCAAUCGGGAAUCCAGUCGGAGGUCGAACCGGGGAUCCAGGAAGGGAUCAAGGCAGGGAUCCAGAAAGGGGCUCCAUCGGAGAUCCAGCCCGAGUUCCAGUCAGGGAUCCAGUUCUGCACCGAUGACUCGGAUUGUGGCCCAGGACGCUGUGUGGUAGGUUUCUGCGCACUGAAGCUGAUGGACAUUGGUGAGGACUGCUCUUCCAUCGGAGCUGCGUCGGGAGACCAGCAAUGUCGCAGUAACCACUGUGAUGAGACCACUAACAAGUGUGUGAAGGGGGCCCUGGAGCCGGGUGCGAUUUGUACCGAUAAACAGCAGUGUAAGGGAACAUGUAUGGAAAAUUAUUGUGUAGAAGUUGUCGCAGAAAUAGAAGAAGAAACGGAAGAAGAGUAAAGGAAGAAGAAGUGAAAGAGGAAUGAAAAUAGUGAAAGAGAAGCCAGAGGAGCAAAAAGAAGAAGAAAUGAUGGGCGAGAAUGAGAGGAAGAUGUGCGUCAUAAUUGGAUGUGUUGAAAAUUGGACUCUAAAGAAAAUAUCGGAACCACGAAUCUCAAAGUCGUCAUCUUAGUGGUUUGAUUCCGACGAAGUUAAUGGACAUGGAAACUAAAACGAGAUGAUGUCGUCACUCGAUUCUCAAAACCGCACUAUGACUCUUAAAAUCAGACUCUUCCAUGUGCGAUUCUUAAAAAACUGCGAUGAUGUUCUGAAUGCUUGUUUGCUGAUUUUCAUAUAGACAAACUACCUGAAAUGUAGCAAUCUGGCAUCUAUCAUCACCCAAUAAGCCUUCAUUGGGUGAUAAUGUACCAAUAAUGUGUGUGUAAUUACGGAUAAGGUGCCUAUGGUUGUGGAUAGCUGUGGUUGCUGUGUUUAAUACCAACCCAGGCAUGUCGCGUUCGGUGUGUGUCUCACUCUGAGUUUGUAAAUACAACAAUGGAGAUAA